AUGUCUGUGACCAUCUAUCUGGAUCGUCCCCACACCCAUUUCACCAACCUCGACUUUAUCACUGGCAAGGUAGUCGUCAAUCUACACACAGAAACGUCGGUAGCAGGGAUACAGGUCAAACUAGAAGGAGAAAGUCGCACGCGACUGGCUGGGGCGCGGUAUCCGCACAAUGAACAGUCCGACAAGAAACGCACGGAGCUCGAGGUCCACAAGCUUUUGUAUAAAGUGACGGACCUCUUUCCUGAUCCUGCAAUGCUGAGGAGUCAGACGUCUCCGGCAUCUUCCUGGACUUUUGCCCCGGGACGAUAUGAGUAUCCCUUCCAAUUCAAGUUUCCCUUCAAUAAUGCAUGCAGUCUACAUAACAGUAUGCUCACCAAUUUAAAUAUCAGUGGGCUCAAGGUGGAGAUGGCGAAACAAACCACCCGCCAUGUGAAGAAGACGCUUCCUCCAUCUUUAAGCGGCUUUCCUGGUGAAGCGGAGAUCAAAUACUAUGUGAAAGCCACUGUCAUCCGUCCACAAUUCUACAAGGAAAACCUCAGAGCGAUUAACAACCUAACCUUCCUCCCCAUUGAACCACCACGGACAGGAAAUCCCAACGAAGAGACCUAUGCAAGACGCCAACAUCGAUUCUCGAGCGGCCUAGCUCCAUCUCCAAAAUCGCUAUUCCAGAAAAGAUCAACUCCGUCUCUUCGCGAUGCGGGGGAAAAAUCCCUUCGCGUCGCUGCCGACCUCAGACUUCCGAACCCGACCAUUCUCACGUGCAAUGAACCCAUCCCAAUGCGCGUUCUUGUCAGUAAAUUGUCUGAAUCGUACGAGACGGUUUUCUUACAGAUGCUCCAAAUCGAACUCAUCUCUUACACCCACAUCUUGGCUCAAGAUCUGCAACGAACAGAAAGUGGCACAUGGGUCCUAUUUAGUCGGAGCAAUAUGGGCAUUCCGCUUGGCAGAGGCGGCGAUCCCGCAGGCAGUGAAUGGACACUCGAUGAGAAAAUGUGGAAUCGCAUACCUUUGCCCAGCUCUGUUGCCCCGUCCUUCCAGACUUGCAAUAUUUCUCGAACCUACGAACUCGAAAUACGCGUCGGUUUGGCGCAUGGCACGGUUGGAAAGCUAAAGCCUCAGCUCAUCGUCAUCCCGUUACGGGUACCCGCCAAGGUCUAUUCUGGAAUCACUCCACCUCAAGCCCUACUAGACGCAAUGGCCACCAACACACAGCGCGCACCAACAUUCCCUGCACCUGCACCCAACCGGCCCCAGGAUAAUGCUUCUGAACGGCCCCCUAUGCCUCCCAGACCGGCGGCUCCCCCAGCUGAUGGAUCCGAUGAAGGUUAUGAUGACGCCCCUCCAAGUUACGAAGACGCCAUGGCUGAAAGUCUGAGUCCUGUGGAUGGCCCUCGUCGCGAGUAUAACCCACCAGAUGCCUCCUUCUCCUCCUCCUCCUCCUCCUCUUCCUCCUCCACCACCAGAACUACGGUUGAACCUGGAGCUGAUCCGAAGUCAUCAGUUGACAACGACCCUGCUAAGUUGUCGACGAUAUACGGCAACUGUGAGGCCAACUCGUCUUCCGAAUCAUUUGACAUGCUUCCCUCGACCCCUCCUGAAUCCCGAUGCGGAUCACCCCCGACAUCCCCAGUCGCCCGACAGCAGAGUGUUCUCAAAAUCCACAAGGCUCCGCUCCUGGACGAGGAAAGCCCCCCGCAGUACGAACUAGUCGCAGAGGAUCACCGACCCACUUCCCAAGAACAGGAAACGCAACAGCCACCCCGACCAGAAUUCCGGCCUAUGAAUCUCGGAGUCCCAAGUAGGAAACCAGUUCCUAGUCCGAACCGGACCACCUAA
This is a messenger RNA of Aspergillus ochraceoroseus IBT 24754, 1836 nucleotides long. RefSeq names its product arrestin (or S-antigen), N-terminal domain protein. The transcript is spliced from 5 exons. The record is from RefSeq and is a predicted model, not a curated record. Gene Ontology annotation, biological process: ubiquitin-dependent endocytosis. Bases 1 to 1836 code for a protein of 611 amino acids. Gene Ontology annotation, molecular function: protein-macromolecule adaptor activity; ubiquitin protein ligase binding. Gene Ontology annotation, cellular component: plasma membrane; cytoplasm; cytosol. Lineage: Eukaryota; Fungi; Ascomycota; Eurotiomycetes; Eurotiales; Aspergillaceae.